Messenger RNA from Cavenderia fasciculata, 2553 nucleotides. It is a transcript of the gene ddx20, whose product is annotated as putative RNA helicase. Lineage: Eukaryota; Evosea; Eumycetozoa; Acytosteliales; Cavenderiaceae. The transcript has a single exon. Bases 1 to 2553 code for a protein of 850 amino acids. The record is from RefSeq and is a predicted model, not a curated record. Gene Ontology annotation, molecular function: RNA helicase activity; ATP binding; nucleic acid binding.
AUGGAUAUAAAACAUCAUCAAAACAAUGAUCAUAAAAAUAAUCCUUCAAAUGAUGAUAGUGAUAUAACUUUAGUUGAUAAUGAAGAAGAAGAUCCACAACCUUCAUCAUUAUCAUCAUUAUCAUCAACCACCACAACAACUACAACUACAACUACUACAAAUACAUCUUCAUCUACUCCUCAGACUAAUAGAAAUAGAACAAAAGAUGUAAUGAUAGAAAAAGAUAUAGGAUUUAGUGAAUUAAAUUUACCAAGUGUGUUGGUAGAAGCAUUAAAGAGUUGUGGAUUCGAGAAACCGUCACCUGUUCAAGUACAGGCUAUUCCAAUUGGUGUGUCUGGUGUGGAUAUGGUUGCACAGGCAAAGAGUGGCACUGGAAAGACGGUGGUGUUUGGUUCGAUUGCUAUCGAGCGUGUGUUGAGACACUGCACUCAACCUACUGCAUCGACACUAUCUAAAAAGCAGUUGUUGGAUAUGGACGAUGACAGUUACGCCGAGGCAGUGUCAGGUGUACCACGACGAACACUCGUUCUCAUGUUGGCACCGACCAGAGAGAUUGCCAUCCAGAUUGCAUCGGUCGUUGGAGAGAUUGCCAAGCAUGCAGGCAAGAGACUUCAUGUCGAAGCGUUUGUCGGAGGCAAUGCAUCGACCACCCAGGAAGACGAGAUUAAAUUGGGCGGUGCUCAGGUGGUCGUCGGAACACCCGGUCGCAUCCGAUCACUCAUUGAAGCACGUAGACUACGAACCGACGACAUUGAACUCUUUAUCAUGGACGAAGCCGACAAACUACUCGAUGCAGCCUUUUCCAAAGAUUUCAAUUGGAUCUUUACCUCGUUGCCCAAAAAGAGACAAAUCGCUGCCUUUUCUGCCACCUUUCCAACUGCUCUCCUUAAUAUGGUCGAGCGUUACAUGUCUAACCCUGUUCACGUUCAAAUGUGUAAAGGUGAAGAAGGUGUAUCUCUUGAAGGUAUUAAACAAUAUUAUCAAAUUAUCAAAGAUACAAAUAAUACAACAAAUAAUACAAAUAAUACUUCAUCUACUUCGAUACCAAUAUCAACAAUUGAAUAUCAUACAUUUAGAGCCAAAGUAAAUAGUUUAUUGAUAUUGUUGGAACAAGUAUCAUUUUAUCAAGCUGUUGUAUUUUGUAAUAAUCGUGUACGUGCAGAAGAGUUGUGUAAACUAUUGUGCAAAGAGGGUUGGCCAACACGUUAUAUUGCAGGAUCAAUGGAACAAAUUGAAAGAAUGGCGGUCAUGAAGGAACUACAAGCAUUCAAACUACGUAUACUUGUAUCGACCGAUUUAAUUAGUCGUGGUAUCGAUAUUGAACGUGUCAACUUGGUUGUCAAUAUGGAGGUACCAGUGGCUAUGGACUUUGAAACCUAUUUCCAUAGAAUAGGACGUACUGGAAGAUUCGGUAGCUAUGGUGUUAGUAUCACCUAUGUGUCAGGUGACCGAGAAAUGCAAUUUAUCAGCCAACUACAAUCUAGAUUCAAUUCAAAGAUUGAAGAACGUCAAGAAAAUGAUGAAAUUCCAGAACACUACUAUGCCUAUCAAUUGGCAAGUGAAAAGGAAUCCAAUCAACUAGAACAACUUAAAGCCAAACAAGAAAAUAAUCUAAAAUCAAUUCAAGAAAAACAAUUAAAAAAAUUAUCAAACAAAUCAUCACAAUCAAAGAAACCAAAUUCAAAUAGUAAUCGUAGUAGAAAUCAGGUUGAUAUUGAUCAAGAAGAAGAAGAAGAAGAAGAUGAAAUUUUAGAAGAUUUAGAAGAAGAACAAGAAGAUGAUUAUGAUGAACAAGUAAAUUAUGAUGAAGAUGAAGAAGAAGGAGAAGAAGAAAAUGGUAAUGAACAACAAAAUUUCCGAUACCAACCAGCUUAUUAUUAUCCACCUCCACGUGAUGAUUAUCAUCAAUACAAUUAUUAUUCAUAUCAACCUCCACCUCCACCUCCACAUAUUCCACAAAAUCAACAUGUCAAUCAACAUCCCAUUCCUCCUCAUAAUCACAAUCAACAUAUACCACAUGGUAUACAACAACAACAAAACCUACAUCAACCGGUUGCUCUUCCACAUCACAAUCAUCAUCAUCACCAUCAUCAACCACCAAUUCCUAUGAUGCAUGAACCCAAUCAUCCAAUUUUAAAUAUCCCUCAUCCACACCAUCUAGAACCUCAUCCUGUUCCACCUCCACCUCCUCCACAUAUACCACAUGGUAUACAACAACAACAACAACAAAACCUACAUCAACAUCCUAUUCCUCCUCCGCCUCCACCUCCUCAUCCACUUCUUCUAACCCACCCAAUUUUAAAUGUUCCUCCUCAUCAACAUCACCAUCAUCAUCAACCACCACCACAUCCACAUCUACCUGUUGAAUAUCAAAAUCAUCAUUGUAAUUGUUCAUUCUGUCCAUCCAAUGUUUACACUUACAACAUGAACAAUGAUGAAAAUAAUAAUAAUAAUAAUAACAACAAUAAUAUAUAUCAACAUGUUAAUCCAUCAGCAAAUUCCAAUAGUUUUAAUUAUCUUCACAACCAUAAUUAUUAUAUGUAUCGAUCAUAA